AUGCCAUCAACCUACGCUCCCAGUCAAGUAAGGAUAAUUCCUAAUCCUCAACUUUCCAUAACCGCAACUCCAUUUAAGGAAAAUAAGCAAAAUGAGCUAGCAAUAUGCCCAUAUACAAGACCUGGAAAGCAAAUCAAGUCAAUUUGCCAUGAAGAUUUGGGAAAAGAGCUCCACGAUUUGAGGAAAGCCAUUAAUGAAAAGUUACGUUCAAGAAAUUUCCAGGGUUUGAAGUAUGAAGAUUUAUGUGUGCAUCCAUAUGUUGAGCUUCCGCAAGGGCACAAGAUACCUAACUUUAACACUUUCAAUGGUGAGGGAGACCCCGUCACUCAUUUAAAGGACUACUGUAGCAGAUUAAUUGGCAUUGGACAUGAUGAAACAAUACGAAUGAGACUAUUCAGUCAAAGUUUAUCAAGAUUGGUACUCACUUGGUACACCAAACAAGAUUUUAGCAAAUGCAACGCGUGGGAAGAUAUGGCCCGCGGCUUUAUAAAGCAAUAUGAGUUCAAUGUUAGAGGCGAUCUGCACAUAGCCGAUUUGCUCAAAUUAAAUAAAAUGCUGCAUGAGUCUUUCCAAGAAGAUGCCAUACAGUGGAGGUUAGAAGCUUCAAAAUACAUCCUCCAUUGCCUGAGAGAGCUAGAAAGUGGAAUUCAAGAAGGACGAAUUGUAGACAGCUCAGCAACUCAAGUCGUUCACCAAAACCUCCAAUCUAAGAUACCAGGAGAUAUGCAAAAUGAAAAGAAGGAAAACAAAUUCGGUUCCAUGACUAUGCAUCAAGCGCAAUGCCAUCAAAGUCACCAAAUUUUACAAUCUUACGCCACUAUGCAGCGUCCUCGCCAGCAGAAAUCACAACAUGGUUGCCAACAAGGGUAUCACCAGGCACAGUUUAGCUCUCGACAACAGAAGAAGAUGAAAUCUUUCUCCUUCACCCCUCUCGAUGAGCCAUUGUCAAAUAUACUUGAGAGAUUAAGUGCUCAGGGCAUUCUACAACCAAAAAAGGGAUUCAUACCUAAGCAUCCACUGCCAAACUUUGAUUUAUCUAAGAGUUGGGCUUACCGCUCAAACAUUCAAGGGCAUGACACUCAAGAAUGUCUAGCGUUGAGAUUCAAGAUUCAGAGUAUAAUUGAAAAUGGUAAGAUAAAGCGGCAACAAGAGCCUCCAACCAGCAAUGAUAAUAUCACAAACACAAAUGCAAUUAUUAUUAAGGGCGAUCCAUCAAAAUUGGCACCAAGGCCUUUGAAGAGAAAGCGUGCAACAACUCAGGAGGACUGA
This is a messenger RNA of Lycium barbarum (goji berry), 1269 nucleotides long. RefSeq lists its product as uncharacterized. The coding region runs from base 1 to 1269 and encodes 422 amino acids. The record is from RefSeq and is a predicted model, not a curated record. The transcript has 2 exons. Lineage: Eukaryota; Viridiplantae; Streptophyta; Magnoliopsida; Solanales; Solanaceae.